Guillardia theta CCMP2712 is the source of this 1347-nucleotide messenger RNA. RefSeq lists its product as hypothetical. The coding region runs from base 1 to 1173 and encodes 390 amino acids. The transcript is spliced from 8 exons. The record is from RefSeq and is a predicted model, not a curated record. Lineage: Eukaryota; Cryptophyceae; Pyrenomonadales; Geminigeraceae.
AUGUGCUCUCCCAUCCUUGAUUCCGGGAAUCCUACGGGAGUUCUCAAUGCUUCAGAGCAACCGGGAAUUCCCUCUGGUUGGAACGGGGAAGAUCCGAAAGGAACGGAUUCAAAAUUGAAGAUACAGACAUUGAAGGAAUUGAGUGAGUCCGGUGGGCAAUACGUCAUCGGAGAAGGGGUUGAAUUGCAAAAAUGGCUCGAGCAAGAUGGGCCAACUGAAGUCACACAAACUGAUUGGCGUUUGCACAAAUCCAAGAUUGACUCCUCCGUUAUAUGCAAGCAUCAUUUCAGUAUGGACAUCAAGAAAACUGAAAGGCGGCACCGACAUAUUCCUAGCGACUUGCUUGAAGUGGAUUUGUCAUUUUGCAAACCGGCAGUCAAAGACCGCAGUGAUCAAAGGGUCAUAUACGAAUUGCUGUAUGUUUGCAGAGGCAACAGGAAGGAUGGGAGCAAAUGCCAACGGAGUAGGAAGGAUUUGAAUGGGAAAAUUGUUGAUGGAUGGUGCACUGGAUUAGGUCAUUGCAGCCCUGGAUGCUCCUGGGAUCGGCGCUCAGCUGUACACUUGUGCGGCAUGACGUUGAGGAUCACUGCAACAGCGCAAAUGAUCCUCGAUGGACAAAGAUGUGUUACAAUCAAAGGUUGGCACGUGCCUUCUGGAUCGAAUGAGGUGGCCGUUAUCCAAUCUUGGACACAAAUUCCAGCAGGAUCAAAAGAUCCUGCGUGGAAAGGCAACUCUGCGUCAAGGCAGUUGGAAAAGAAGAGAAAGUUAGAACUUGCCAAGAGACCUAUUGAUCAAGUCAUUGGGCAGUGUCAGGCUCCUGUGCAGAGUCCCAAGAGGCACAAGAGCAGGCAUUCUCAUUCAACUACUUUGAUGCCUGGGAAUCGUCGACAGCUGGCAGAGAGAGAAGUGAUGAUGUUGCAAGAAGAAAGCAGGAGACAGCACGAGGCAGAACUAAAGAUGCAGAACGAGCUCAGGGCAAAGCUUAUCAAGUCCGGAAUUCACGUUGACACGGCUUCGGAUGAGGCAGCUCGGGUUCAGGAAUCUUCUACCACAUCGACAGCAUGGCAUAGUUCUGUUGCGUGCUUGAGAGUUUUGGCAUGGUUAGAAAGUGCUGAACAGAUGAGCAAGGAGGACGAGAGCAAGGACUCUUCGAAAUUCCCCUCCAGUGUUUGAAGAAUUCCCCAUCAGACCAGGCUCUGUCGCCGUCUGAAUGAGACCCAAAAUCCCCGAUUUCGUCAUCUUGUGUACCAUAUUUAAUUAUUUUAGCUGGUCUAUGAUCGUUCUGUACUGCUUGUAAUACUUAGAUUGGAAUUUCUUUAGACAAAACUAAAGCAAAAUGGUUCUGGG